UAAUGCAGAAUUCCUUCGCAGAUUCGAAUCGCGAGCGUCAGAACGGGAGGUGAUCCGGGUGGAAAGUUAUCUUCCUUUGAAGCACGCUCGUGCGCCGCUAAAUCACCUACCCCGAAUCCGCCUGAAUAUUUUACGAUACCCGGCUAUUUCCGGCGUGACUUUUAUUUUCUCCGAAGAUUCAUGAAAGUUCCAUGGCAAUCGAUAAGGGGUGUACUCGGGAAAAGUCACGACUUCUGAGAAAAGAUUUUGGGAUUAAGAUCGCCGUAUUAUCGGACGCUAAUUACAAUACGACACGGGAAAGAAUAGCACGGCGGAUAAUUUUAUCAAUCGCGUAUUCAAGUGUCAAGUUCAGCGAAACGAGUUCACGCAAACGCGCGUUAAUUUUCUCGUCGUUGCAUUAUUAUACUCGCUGCCGUACUUCCGGAAUACUGAUUUUCCAAACCUGAUGUCUCCCGUCAGAAUCACGUUGCCCAUUCCACCAGGAAACGCUGGAAAGCUCUCUCGGAGCUUACGCUGGAGCUUCGCGAGGUCGACACAGUUCCUGCUCUUCACUUAUCAGAGUAUUUACGGGAGCUCGAAGGCCGGUCGAUCUGAAAAACGUCUAAUCCAUUUCGACGUCGCGUAAACAUCUGCACAGGUGCACCAGUUCUUGGUGGAGAGAUAUCCAUGGAGAGGAGAGACGUCCAUGUCCCCAUUCGACCCCCCAACAUUCUCGGCGUGCGCGUUCACGAUAAUUUUCGACUCCGCGCCGCCGAUCCCGAUCUUUAUCACGAUUUCUAAAUCUUUUUUUGUUCCGAUAAGCGAGAGAUUAGUGAUAAUGGUGAUGAGAUAGUGACGGACGUGAUAUACCAUGGUCUCGAUGGCGUACCGUCCAUUCGAUCCCGCGCGAUCGGCUUUGAUCCGAAAUGCGACCUGCAUCCCUUAUUCGCUGUCGCUGGUGAACGCUCCCGUCCGUCAUUCACGGCGAAAAAAGUCAAAGGAAAAGAGCGUCGGGGGUGGAUUGCUGAGUGUGUCGAACGUGCCGAUCUUCCUUCCUAUUUCGGUGCCCUCGACGGAGGAGCAACCUGAUUCGCGGAGGAGAUGGAGGCUACCGGGAUGAUUAGUGGUGUUCCUGUGCGCCAGGAAGGCAGGAAGCUGUGGCAGUACCUGGCAUCUAUUUCCGCCUCCAUAAUGGCCAUCGCCGUUGGCACCGCUCUAGCUUGGACGUCUCCGGUGCUACCCCAGCUGUAUGAAGCGAAUUCUUGGCUGGUCAUCAACAAGGAACAAGGAUCCUGGGUGAGCUCGUUGCUGGCUCUGGGAGCGAUGUUCAGCGCUGUUCCAUCCGGGCCGAUGGCCGACAAACUUGGCCGCAAGAAAUCGCUUCUGCUACUGACAGUCCCGUUUCUCCUCUCCUGGGCGAUCAUCGUAGUCGCGUCCAGCCUGUGGCUGAUCAACGUGGCCAGGUUCAUAGUGGGCAUCGGCGUCGGGACGGCCUGCGUCCUCGUGCCGACUUACAUCUCCGAGAUCGCGGAGAUCUCGACCCGAGGUAUGCUCGGCGCUUUGUUCCAGUUGGCCCUCACGAUUGGCAUUCUGCUGGCCUUCAUCCUCGGAUCCGUGAUGAACUACACGGCUUUCACCCUGAUCUGCGCUCUCGUAGUGGUCGGCUUCCUGGCUGCCUUCGUGUGGAUGCCUGAGUCGCCCGUUUGGCUGGUGAACCAGAAGCGGAAGCCAGAAGCCACGUUGGCGAUGACGGUCCUGCGAGGCGGUGCCUACGAUCCGUCCGAGGAACUCGAGGAGAUGCAGCGGGAAGCCGAGCAGGCAGCGUCGAGGAAGUCCAGCGUGUUCGAUCUCAUCCGCACCCCGGCGGCCAGGAAGGCCUUACUAGCUUCGUUGGGUGGCAUGUUGUUCCAGCAAUUGUCAGGCAUAAACGCGGUGAUCUUCUAUACUGUCACUAUCUUCGAAGCAUCCGGAAGCUCGAUACCGGCGAAUAUUGCCUCUAUAAUCGUGGCACUCGUUCAGGUGGUGAUGUCAGCUGUGGCAGCUCUGAUUGUCGAUCGCGCCGGAAGGAAGCCGCUGCUAAUGUUUUCCUCAGGUGUUAUGUCGGUGAGUCUCAUCGCUCUCGGUUUAUACUUCAAUCUCCAGGCGAAAGGAAAUGACGUCAGCCAACUCGGCUGGCUACCGCUCACGUCUUUGACGUUAUUCAUGAUCGCCUUCUCCGUUGGGUUGGGUCCGAUACCGUGGAUGCUGAUGGGCGAACUGUUUCCCGCGGAAACCAAGGCGGUGGCUUCCGGUGUCGCCGUGAUGCUGAAUUGGUUCCUGGUGUUUCUGGUGACGAAGACCUUCCCAACGAUGAACGAGGAGUUGGGCGCGGACACCACCUUUUGGAUCUUCGCCGCGAUCAUGGCGAUCGCUACCGUGUUCACGUACUUCUUCGUACCGGAAACCAAGGGAAAAUCUUUGCAGGAGAUCCAGGAGGAGCUGCAGAAUGGCGUUCAGUCGAAUCGAAUUAAGGCAAUGGCUUGAAUCUUCGCGCAUCGCGAUCGUUGUUACGAAGAAACGAGAGUCGGUGCAAGAAAUACUUUUAUUGUUACUUGCGAAACUGCAGGUGCACAAUCGUUGAUGCAACGAAUUAUGGGAUGAGAGUUUUAUGAAGAUUUUUUGCGUUUGCGCUGCGGAUAGUGCAUCAAGCAAUAAGUAGCAAAGUCGUUAAGAAGAAUAAAUUUCAUGAUUUAUCGCCUCUUUCGAUAACUCGUGCAUAAACUAUCCAUUUGCGAUGGGAUACAGCGUUGUGUCUGAGCUCAAUGUAGUUUAUGCAGUUUCAUCAACGCACGCGCAAAAUUGUUAUUAUCGCACAUUCAUUCGUAAUUUAUUCACACGUAAUCGUACGCUAUUUACAUUUGCGAUUAAGUAAUUUAUCAGUAAUCAUUGUUUAAAUGUUCGUUUAAUGAUCUUGACCCCGCUGCAGUUAUAGAUGUAUACUCUAGUGAUGUAAUUAAUGUCAAAUGUGCAUACGCAAGCAUGAUUAAACAUCCUUAUUGCGUUCUAAUUAACGUGGGAAAAGUAAGCAGUUAGUUUAAUAAUCUUUUGUACUGUAAUUAAAGUAUUGUGGAUGUAAUCAAUAGCGUAAUUAGGAAAUAAUUAAUUAAUGCGACACUAAUGGAUUAGAAUGUAAAUUUAAUGAAAUAAAUAAUCUUUUUACACUACAA
This is a messenger RNA of Ooceraea biroi (clonal raider ant), 3185 nucleotides long. Its product is annotated as facilitated trehalose transporter Tret1. The record is from RefSeq and is a predicted model, not a curated record. Gene Ontology annotation, molecular function: sugar transmembrane transporter activity. Gene Ontology annotation, biological process: transmembrane transport; carbohydrate transport. Lineage: Eukaryota; Metazoa; Arthropoda; Insecta; Hymenoptera; Formicidae. Gene Ontology annotation, cellular component: membrane.